Messenger RNA from Hirundo rustica (Barn swallow), 1550 nucleotides. It is a transcript of the gene TNFAIP8L1, whose product is annotated as TNF alpha induced protein 8 like 1. The record is from RefSeq and is a predicted model, not a curated record. NCBI's taxonomy places the organism in Eukaryota, Metazoa, Chordata, Aves, Passeriformes, Hirundinidae. Gene Ontology annotation, cellular component: cytoplasm. The coding region runs from base 140 to 700 and encodes 186 amino acids. Gene Ontology annotation, biological process: regulation of apoptotic process; negative regulation of TOR signaling. The transcript has 2 exons.
CCUGGUGAACAAUGGGGUCGUGGGGCCCUUCCCGGCAGGAAAACGGCUCAUUGCGCUGAAAUCUCCCGCUGCUGCUGAGUCAGCAGCUCCUGGAGGUGCCGGGGGAACCAUCCCGGGGCAGCGGGAGCCGGCAGGAGAGAUGGACACCUUCAGCACCAAGAACUUGGCCCUGCAGGCCCAGAAGAAGCUCCUGAGCAAAAUGGCCACCAAGACCAUCGCCAACGCCUUCAUCGACGACACCAGCAGCGAGAUCCUGGACGAGCUGUACCGCGCCACCAAGGAGUACACGCACAACCGCAAAGAGGCCCAGAAGAUCAUCAAAAACCUCAUCAAGAUCGUGAUGAAGCUGGGGGUUCUCUACCGCAACGGGCAGUUCAGCCCCGAGGAGCUGCUGGUCAUGGAGCGCUUCCGCAAGAAGGUUCACACCCUGGCCAUGACGGCCGUCAGCUUCCACCAGAUAGACUUCACCUUCGACCGCAGGGUCAUGUCCGGCGUGCUCACCGAGUGCCGGGACCUGCUGCACCAGGCGGUCAACGGGCACCUCACGGCCAAGUCGCACUCGCGCAUCAACCACGUCUUCAACCACUUUGCGGACUACGAGUUCCUGUCGGCCCUGUACGGCCCGGCCGAGCCCUACCGCACCCACCUCAAGAGGAUCUGCGAAGGGGUCAACAAGAUGCUGGAGGAGGACAACAUCUGAGGGUGGGCCGUGGGCAGCUGGGCUCUGCCUCCCGCGAGGCCGAAGAUGCGACGCCUGCUUUGACCCUCACCGGGCUCGCCGCCUCCUCUUCCUCCUCUGCAGCGCUCACUCUGUGCUAUCCUCGUCCUCUCCAAGGACCUCUUGACUUUGUGUCCCCCUUGCCCAGGGUCUGCAAACCCCUCCCUGCGCUGAGCUGAGCCCUCUCAUUUUGGGGAUUUUUGGGACCCUGCUGUACAGUUUGAUUUCCUUUCCAGCAAGUGCCUUUAGCUCAGUCCAAGGAUUUGGACUCUGCCUUGAGCUCUGUUGUGACCCUCUGGGGGGAAACCCAACCAAAGGCUCGCGGUGUGAAGCACCUCUGAGGUGUCUCUGAGCAGGUGGGGCGUUGUUGGGGUGGACGGUUCUGAGACUCCGUGACUGGAGGAACUCCGUGGUUUCCUUCCAGCAGCUCCACAACGCGGUGGGAGCAAAUCAGCGCUGCCUCAGGCAGGAAGGUGCCUCUGCGUGGGCUCAGGUGUCCUCAAAGAGAAGUCCCUGGGACCAGGAGGAUCCCUCCUCACCUGGGGAGGGCUGGGAGGGAGCUGCUCCUUCCCUGCAUCCCAGGAACCACCCAACACCCAACUGCCCACCCCUGGCAGUGCCACCUGGCAGCUCCAACCUUGGUGGUUCUCCAGAUCCCCCCAGGGUUUCACCCCUUCUCCAAGCCCUUGACUGAGUGAUGUUGGUUUUUAGUAAACUCUGUAGCCCUGAUGAGUUAUUUAAAUAAACUCACCUGUGUGGCCUGGGAGCUCUGUCAGGUUGUUCCAGCAGCGGUGACAGCGACAAAAUGAGCCCUGGGGACAGCUGGGUUUGC